GCCGCAUUGUCAAGCUCAGGAGUUUAGCGCUCCACGACCGUAUGUCCCCGUCUUGAGCCGACUUAUACAUACAAAUUAACAAAUAUAUAUGACUAUAAUAUAUACUGUACAUGUUAAACUAAAUUUGACCAAGGGCAAGCAGUGUACAGUUAAAUAUGACUUUAUUGCUGCGAAACCACGUUAACAUUCUCCGGGCCGCUUGGGUGCGCUAUGUGGCAGUCGACAAGCGUCAAUGGCGAACGGGUAAACGAUGGUUCCGCAUGGACGACACAACCUGGUGAACUAGAAAUGUAAAACAACAUGUGCACGUAACCUUUUUAUUUCAAGUAAUAUGUGAGCGUACCCAAGUCAUGACUAACAGGAAGAAGCAGAAGGGUGCGGACACAGCGGUGCAGGGCACAAAUGACAGCAGUGUGCUGAGUAAAGUAUCUGCUGCAGCUCAGGGCUACUUCCACGAUUCCUUCCUUCAGCAUUUUGUGUGCAAAGUGGCGAGAAGAGCUCCGCUCAUCAACAGGGGCUACUAUGUGCGCUGGAGAGCAGUGGACCACUGUGUGCAGACCUUCCUGCAGGUCACACAGCAUUGUGCCAAGAGACAGAUUUUGUCUCUGGGCGCCGGAUUCGACUCCUUGUAUUUUCGCCUGUGUGCAGACGCGACAGCGCUUGAGAGGGCUGUUGUGUUUGAGGUAGAUUUCCCCGAUGUCACCCGGCGUAAGGCAGCUCUGAUCAGGUCCAACAAGACUCUGGCAGGAAUGUUAGACCCCCAGUAUGAACAUUCUCCUACAGGGCCUGUGUGUGUGUCUAGCAGUCAGUACUUCCUGUUAGGGGUGGAUGUGCGACAUGCCUCCCUUGUCGAAGAUGCUCUGACUAUGGUGGGACUGGACCAGGCUACCCCCACGCUCAUUCUUUCCGAAGUGGUCCUCACCUACAUGGAAACACAGCAGUCUGAUGACAUCAUCGCUUGGGCAGCAAGGCUCCUGCCCCGCUCCCUCUUUGUGAUGUACGAGCAGAUCCAUCCUCAAGAUCCGUUUGGGCGCAUCAUGCAGGAACAUUUCCUCAAACUCAAUUCCACUCUGCAUGCGCUUCGACAAUACCCCGACACUGACGCUCAAAGGCAAAGGUUCCUGGACAGGGGAUGGGAGCAGUGUGUUUGCGUGGACAUGAAUGACUUCUUCGUCAGGUUAAUCCCAGAUGACGAGAGACUCCGAGUGGAGAGACUGGAGCCGUUUGACGAGUAUGAGGAGUGGCACCAGAAAUGCUCUCACUACUUCGUCCUCACAGCAUCUCGAGGUUCUCUCACAGCGCAGUCCUUGCUCGUCCAGCCUCCAGUGUCCAUAAAAAGCCCAUCUUGGAGCCCCAUUGACCUCCCAGUGAAGACGCUGACAGUCGGUGUGGAAGGCCUGGGCUCGGCGUCCACCUGUCUUGACAAAGGACACAUCCUCCUCACGGGAGGCUCAUGCAGAAGUGGCAGAGGAGCUCCAAGUCGACUCCUGCUCCGAGGCUCUGAAGGCUGGACAAGCGUCACUGUACAACCCUCAGCACAUUUGGGUGUUCGCCUGUACCACACUGUCACCUCCACUCCCGGGGGAGUUGCUGUCAUAUAUGGAGGCCGAUCCUCUCCUCUCAGCCCAAUCAGAGGUCUUGUCAAAGUCACCCAUAAUGGUGGAUCACUUCAUGAGGAGCAGAUGGUCUGCACAGGUGAUCAUCCCCCACCUAGGUGGAGACACACUGCUACUCUGCUCUCUCAUAAAGGAAAAAAACUGCUUUUUGUCUUUGGUGGGAAAAAUGAGUGUGAAGCUGUUUUGGGUGGUGGCUACUUCCUGGAUAUUGAUCAGCAGCACUGGAUGGAGGUGAGCCUGUUGCCAGUAGAGGGCGCAGCACCGGAUGACCGUCAUUCCCACUCGGCGUGUGCCUACCAGGGAGGGGUGCUGGUCUUCGGGGGACUGGGAAGAAGGGGACAGCCUAUGGGGGACACAGUUGUGCUGAAGCCCAAUGAGAGAGGCUUUUGCUGGGAGAGGAUAGACGUACAGCCCCCUCCUUGUCCCAGGUAUUCACAUUCCGCUCAUGUGAUCGGCAAGCACCUGAUUGUGGUGGGAGGCGUUUGGCUGCGUUCAGACGACGUGCCAGGAGUGGCCAUAAUUAACCUCGACACGCGCUGCGGCUUGGAGUUCCGUCUGAACACGAGCUCAGUGCCCUGGCCGCUGAUGUUGCACUCCUUCUGCUCUGAGCUGACGGACCAAAAGAAAGCAGAGCUGCUGCUCAUUGGUGGAGGAGGAAACUGUUUCUCCUUUGGGACGCAUUUUAACCCUCAACUGGUCACUGUGGACCUUCAGCCUGCUUUAAGGUAGCUUGCACUUUUUCAAAUGUAAUGUUCCAAAUUGCAACUUUGGCUAAUUUCAUGGGAACGGUGUUGCUAGUAACUUUAGGACAGGCAUUAGACACGGACAGCUGUAUUUGUAGUGUACUAUCUCGUGGAAUUAAAUAACGUGGCUUAUGUAAAUAGUUACGUAGUUUACUUGUUUGUAUUACUGCUGUUAACUUACAGGUGAUGAGGUAGGUGUGCUGACGGAAGUCACGUUCGUAUGUUGCAAUAGCAUCUGCUCCCUCAGUCUUGAAACAAACUUCAGUCAUAAACAUCUUGAUUUGCUUUCUGGACAGGAUUUUUAUUUUGUUGACCUCAGUUCAAAGUCCCAAAGACAUGUCAUUUCCUGUCGUAGAUCAUAGCCUGGUGCUGGUGGACUCAUUCGGUGAAGCGCCUGAAGGACUGGACUGCAGCGCUAGCCGCCCCCCAGUCGCCAGGCUUGCGAUACUCGCCCUUCUCCAGGAAGUACUGGCGCCCACGGUAGUUGGGGUGCUCGUAGAAGACCCACCAGCCGUCAAAAACCUUGCACGAGUUCACCUCCCUCCAGCGGAACUUCUCCAGGAGCGAAGGACAAUCCUCCGUGGCCUCAAAGGCUUUGCCCCCGAAGUCAGCUUUCUCAUACAGCUGCAUCUUGUAGAGGGUCCCGCUAGUCUGGAAGGAUAAGACAUUGAAAGCCUGCUGUUUUAAAGGACAUACUGCAAAAAUACAUGUCAAAGAUUCUCUGACUGCAGUGCUCUUCUGGUUUUGACUUUGUACUGCCAAAAGGCUAGCCAAAGAUUGUGUAUUUGACAAGCGUGCUUUCAAAACUAGAGCCAUAAUGCUAGUCAAAGAUCAUGUAUUCCGUUGGCACACCCUACCAGUUUUAAAUACAAUUGCCAAAAUGGCAGGCAAAGAUAAUAUGACAGGAGCAUCCUGUUGAUUUGGAAAAACUAGGGCAGAAAAGUGCCAGCCAAAGAUCCGCUAUUUGUCAGGAGAGCCCUGCUGGUUUUAAAAACUCCUGCCAAAAAGCUAGGCAAAGAUCCUCUAUACCAGGGGUCUGUAGUCCGCGGCUCUUCAGCUACCUUGUUGUAGCUUCCUUUGGUGAAGUUGGUGUUGUUUUGGGGUUUUUUUUAACACCAAAGUGGAGGAAAUGUGCAUUUUCUAAAAGAGUUUGAAAUAUCCUACUCACCGUAUGUCCAUCAAUAGAUGAGUAGGGGAAGGGGGAGGGGUGCCAGUGUGUGCAGUGAGACACGAAAAAGCCGCCUUAUUAAAAGCCGUGUUACCGCCAGGGUAAACGAGUACUUCCCUGUAAUGAAAAAUCUCAGUGGAAAAUGGAGAGUUAAUUCUGAAUGGACAUAUUCCUUUGCCUUCACUGCCAGUGACGCUGGCUUACCCGUGUGCUUGAUAUGUAGUGAGAAAUUAGCAAACAAAAAAAGGUAACGUUUAAAGACUUUUUCAAAACAAGCACUCAGCUUCUUCUGAAAACUCCCCAACUGCAAAUUGCAGUAAGUGCGAUUUCGGACCUGCUGUGCUACGGAACGUUGAGCAGAGCAAACAUACUUUCAAGAAGUGGAUAAACGCUCCAAGCUCAACGACAGCUGCUAAUGUGGCUGCACUGGCGAUCGUAAUGAGGGGGGAAGCCUUCACAGAUGGUGAAUACACGAAAAAAAAAUCGCUCAUAAAAAUACUGAAGCAUCUAUUCGCUGGCUUCCAAACAAACAGGAAAUUAUUCUGAAAAUUCAAGUAACGCUGUACAUCUCCCCAAAGACAGUCAAGGGCAGGACCAAUAGAAUGUCAACAGGGCUCUUUGGAUGGUACAGGUUGCCGACGUCUGCUCUAUACCAGUGGUCCCCAACCUUUGUUUAAUUCACAGACUAGUUUUGUGUUCCAACUUUAUGCAUUCACACCAAGCAGCAGCAUGUGGGAACGACGAGGUGAAAGAAGUACGAGAAAAAUAAGGUAUUUGUGGCAGCAUUGGAUAAACUUGCACUUUGUCUCCGCGCACACGAUGUGUUCAAGGACUGCGCCACGAAACAAACUAAACGACAAACUAUGGGCUUUCCAAAAGGUAUAUUAGUUUUCCAAUAAAAUAGCUUUUAUUUCCAAAACUAUUUUUACAAAUGUGUGUUUUUUUUAAAUCAUUGCUUCUGAAAGUCUUGCACAGCCCGGUUCGGCCUCGCCCACGACCAGCAUCAGGCUGCGGGCCAGUGGUUUGGGACCUCUGGUCUAUAAGACAGGAAAACUGUGCUGUAAAAAUGUUACUGUAAAGCCAAGGUUCCUAAAGUGGGGUACGGCAAUUGUGAUGGGCGUACGAGAAUAAAAAUGAAAAACAAUUAGCGUCACUCACAAUUAAGAGUGCGCCUGAACGCCUCAUGGAGAAAGCAGCAGAAAGGAGACAGUGCAUGAAGUUGUUCAUUGCUCUGUGUGCAUUAUAUGAACAAAUAAGUACGUUUGAUGAUUAUUUUGUGAAUUAAGAGUUGAAGCUCGCAGAUUUCGUUUAUAUUGGUGUUCCAAUCCCACCACAGCGCAGCGGUGAAAGCCUGUCACUAAGCGGGGAUUGCCCCGAAAAUAAGGCUUUAUCAUUGGUUGUAUGUGUUUUUGUACUUCGGAUACUGCUUUAUCAUGAUUGUUAAACGUUCCCCUUCAAUUUGGUAAUAAAUGAAUAUGCAGACUUAAACCACAGCCAUCGUGAGUGGACAAUAAAAGUGAAGCUCAAAUUCAACCCAUUCAAAAGGAUGCCAACGUCAGACUGGAAUAAAAGAUAUGAAGGAUGAUUACUUAUCAGUGCUCAUGCGAAACUUUAUCAAAAAUGUGACCAUGCAAAAUACACAUUUUUGACCCGGAAUUACUAUAAAAUGAAUUAAGCAUUAUGUUCACUAUUUGAAGUUAAUUCAGAUAAAAAGGGUUUAUGUUUUUAAGUGUGCAGGAGUAGGGAUACAUGGGGACGGCAUGGCUCAGGUGGCAGAGUGGUCGUCUACCAACCUAAAGGUUGCGGGUUUGAUCCUCCUCAUGUCGACAUGUCCUCAGGCAAGAUACUGAACCCCCAGUUGCUCCUGACGCCACGUCAUCAGUAGGUAAAUGUGCCAACUGUCAAAGCGCUUUGAGUGCCUUGGAGGUGGAAAAGCGCUAUACAAGAUAGUGAACAACCAUUUACCAUGGCUUCAGGUCAAAUGUCUGAAGGGGUACGCGACUGUAAAAAGUUUGGGAAGCACUGCUAUAAAGUGUUGAGUAUGUUGGUCUUGUAGUUUGUUGGCUUUGCGAGUCGCUACACAAUCAAUCCGUGUUGGAUGUCCGGUGAGGUUCAAAGUGAACACAUGAAAGUAGAUUGAUUGUUUUGAUUGAACGUGCCUGCAAGCAGCGGGUCAGCUGGAUGCUCCCAAGAGACUGACCCCAGUUACAGUUAUCAGCACCUCUUACUAUCACCAAAGCGCUCACUCAUGUUGCUUUUCUUUCAUGUAAGAAGAAAGUAAAACACCACUCACAAAGUGGAUCAUCUUGCAGGAGCUGAGGCGAUCGUUGAGGCCCAUCCAGCGCUGGUACUCGGGGUACUCGCCCCGGGUCAGGACGUACUGGUAGCCCAUGUAGUUGGGCCUCUCGUACACCACCCAGGCACCGCUCUCCACUCGGAUGGAGUUGCAGCGGCUCAGGUAGGUGUGGAAGUCGGAGCAGUCGCUGUCGCACUCGUAGCGGCGGCCCUGGAAGUUCUUGUCCUCGUAGAAGACGAUCUGCAGGACAGAGCGUACAAUGGUAAGACAUAAGGUUGUUGAAGACUUGGCAAACAUUCCAUCCGUUCCAGCUGACUUGCUGUUAUACUGGUACGCAGAAAAAUGGUUAUUCCAUCUAUUUCUUAGUAGCGCAUUUACUGUAGAUGAGCGGCGUCGCCAGGAAUUCUGAGCCCUUUGGAACUGUCCUAACUUUUCCCCCCGUAUAUGGCACCCCUGCUGUAGCCUUUCUCAGCUGACCCUGGACUGCAAUGGGGCAUUGAGUGGAAAUCAAGCUAGCUACUCAAAAGUCAACUCUGUGAAUCGUUACACUGGUCUGUCCAGUAGUAGUAGCUAGAGUCUAAACCCUGAAUGACCAGGAUUACUACAAUCAACAGAAGCAGCAGCCAGCUUCGUGAACCACUACGCUACCCAUUGCAUCCUGUCUUUCCUGUUGGCUGUUCUGACUCUCCAACCUGGCUUGUAUAGUGAAGAAUUACAUCUGUACUGAAAAAGGUUAUCCAAAAGACGCGGUCAAGAAACCAGACCUAAAUGCCUUAAAGGUGUAUCCACUCACCCGGCCCAUCUUGGAGAAAAUGUGCGGCGCAGCCUUGGUGUUGAUGCGAAGGCGAUUGUGAUGCUUCUCGUUUGCCCUCUGAGGUCUCGAUGUUGCGCUGGGAAUCUGGGUGGUCCCUUUUAUAGCCCUGCCUCGCCACAUUUGGAAGGCAAACAGGGGAACAAUCGCUUUGUCAUGAAAAUGAGAUCCAAAAAUUGAGUCAGUGAUUCUAGCGCUAUUCAGUUUUUCCAGAAAAGCGAGGAAGGAUUACGGCAUAAUGGCCGGGCCAUGGUAAGCGUCCAAUGACCCCACGUCUAUGUUGGCUGCGUCCAGCGAACCCAGCCCUCUCCCCCCUCGUAUCGCACAUGCCAGCUCCACCGGCAUAACCCCCACCUGGCGAGGGAGGUCCUGCCAAGUCAGGACUUAUUUAUGCUAGGACAUUGCUGUGGGCGCCAUCUUUUUUCCCUUUUAAAAAGGUGCGGAUACACUUCAAGUGCCACUUGACAAGACUCACUGGACAUUUCAUUAGGUACAUUCAAUACAUGAGGUAACAAUAGACUAUUAGUGGUGCAGAAGUGCACUGCAUCAUAGUGACAGAUGUGUCACUGAAUAAACUGCUUAGCUAUCAAAAACUGCUCUUGUAUUGGAUCUCAUUACGUGUACCUAAUAAAAUGUCCAGGCAGUGCAUAUUCAUAUUGCUAUAUACCCAUGCAGUGUUUUUAUUCUUUUAACUUGUUUUCUUUUUUGAAAAUGUACAAAAAUGUGUCCAUUGUAACCAAGUGUAUGAGUCAUUUUUUAGUGAAUAUUAGUCAUCUUUACGUUUUAUUAGCAAAUACAAAUCGCGCUAAAAGCUGCACAGAAGACAGCUGUGCUGCAUUCAUUUCUACAGUCAUUGUCUCCAGUACAUAAAACCUUUAAACAUUGUUUUAAGUCUCUGUCAUGUACCAUGAGCAAACAGCUAACAGGAAGCUAAAACGGCCUCCACAACAUACAUUCGGAGGUAUAUAAAGUGCAAAACAAUCGGUAUUUUAUGCGGCUGGGAUUCAUGAAAAAUAUAAUAGACUUCUUCCACUACAGUGACUUUUACAGGAAAAAUGCACAAACUUUCCUUCCCAUCAUGGGAGGGGAAAAAAAACAUAAAAAACCAGGGAGCAGUGCUGACCUCUACCAAGGAGCGGAAAAACAUUAAUUUCAGAGGUUCAUGCUCUACUGAGUGCUAGAAAUCAUCUUUCUAAUAGUUAAUGCAGCCUCGACAGUACUUCAUUCUAUUUUCAUACAGAAGACAGCAUGUAGUCUUCACCCUAAUUGACCCGUACUUUACAACAAGUUCAAGUUGACUGAAUAAUAAUUCCCUAAAAACGUGUCAAUGACUCAUUACUCCUCAUUUAAAUAAAUAGAACUGAGGUGUAAGGUGUCCUGAAGUUUUUCUUGGGCCCCCUUAAAGUUCAACAAGCCAUCGGCGACUGCCCCACCGCCCCUUUACUUGUAAUGUACGCUUCAACAUUAACUGGCAGCUCGUCUCCCCGUGGGCCGCUGUCAGAGAACUGGAGGGGGGACACCGGGGUCGGGAUUAGGCUGUCCAGUUCCUGCCUUUGUCCCGUCUCCAGGAGCCACUCAUGGAACUUGGCCUCCACCAGCUCCUGGAACUUGCACUUCUGCUCCCUACACACAGAACGAACACACACACACACACACACACACACACACACACACACACACACACACACACACACACACACACACACACACACACACACACACGUUAAAGCAGUAAGUAAUCUAGAAGUUGGUGAUUUAGCAGGAUUAUGCAUGGGACAAAGGAUGCCCCAUUACAUGUUUGGUGCAGAUCUGGAUAAAAAGGUAUGGCUCCAGGAAUUUCAUUUUCACUUAUUGAUGUUACAACUCAUGCUGUGGUCUGGGUCAUGUUGAGUGCAGAGUCCCUCAAGCUAAUGGCACCACACACACGGGCAUUAGCGCAAAUUUUUAUUGACUGCUGGCAUCCAAGCUACAUCUGAACACCACAGUACUUACAUUCGUUGAUACAGAAUAGUGCUUUAGUGUGUGGAAAUAAACAUAUCAUGUUUGUUUUUGUGGUCAUACCUAGGGUACAACUUUUUUUUCCCGUGGCUGAUUAUGGAGUUAUGAUUGAGGCUGCCAAAUUCUGCCUAGCAACAAGAAUCAAGUGUGUAAUUCAGUUAAACCUAUGCUCAGCACCUGCUAGCUAGCAGAGUUUAAUCAAGAAUCACACAUUUGUGAGAGAUCAGAGACCCAACUCUGAACGUUCUGUGUCUGUCUUAAGCUAUCAAGACCGCCCCCCACCCGCCAACCCUCAAAAUGACCUUUUCCUAUGCAUCACCCACUUGUUGAGUCGGGCCUCCAUCACAGUCUUCUGCCAUCUUUGUAUUCUCUUCUUCUUCUCGUAGAGCGCUGCCUGGUAGCGAGGUGGCAACUCCCCCGGCACCUCAAACGUGUCUCCCUUCAUCUGGAAAGGCACCACCAGCAUGUGGAACUCCUCCGGUGGCAGCAGGCGGUAGCAGGCCGGAUCGGGGUUUGCGGCCAAAGCUUUGACAAGGCCAUCGGUCCCCAGCAGCAGCGGCUGGUCCCACAUGUUGGGGACCACCGCCAGCCCCACGAUGCCCAUGUGGUCCUCCAAGGUGGGGUAGAAGGUGUGGUAGGGGCCCAAGGUGAUGUUGGCAUUCCCAGGCAGUAGCAGAGGGCGGGUGGGCGUCAGGGCAUGGACCGUGCAGCGUGACGAUGCGCCAACAGCGAUCCUGCCCGCCACGCACACCACGCGCACGUUCUGGCAGCAGUGCACGUGGACGCUGGUCUCCACGGGGCCCAGAACAACCGUGCAGUCUCUGCAUUUGUCCACACUGACUGACCUGGAGAACACACAACCAACACCAAGAUCAAUCAGUAUAAGAUGCAGUAUACAUGUACAGUAUCUAAAUGCACGAUGUGGAUCAGAUCGAGAUCAAACUCCACAUUACUGACUGUGGAAGCAAACUCAAAUUGGUUGAUAUUUGGCAGAGAUGGAAGUGUCUUAGCAUGUUAAAUGGGAUUUUUUUUUUCAUGGUAAAAUUGCAAUUGCUUUCAAAUUUGCAAUCAGA
Molecule: messenger RNA, 9705 nt
Organism: Dunckerocampus dactyliophorus (ringed pipefish)
Lineage: Eukaryota; Metazoa; Chordata; Actinopteri; Syngnathiformes; Syngnathidae
Gene: lcmt2
Product: leucine carboxyl methyltransferase 2
Exons: 13
Coding region: 351-2345 (664 amino acids)
Biological process (GO): tRNA methylation; wybutosine biosynthetic process
Molecular function (GO): tRNA methyltransferase activity; protein binding
Source: RefSeq, a predicted model, not a curated record